Eremothecium cymbalariae DBVPG#7215 is the source of this 621-nucleotide messenger RNA. It is a transcript of the gene RTT102, whose product is annotated as Rtt102p. Gene Ontology annotation, biological process: chromatin remodeling. Lineage: Eukaryota; Fungi; Ascomycota; Saccharomycetes; Saccharomycetales; Saccharomycetaceae. Gene Ontology annotation, cellular component: SWI/SNF complex; RSC-type complex; nucleus. Bases 1 to 621 code for a protein of 206 amino acids. The transcript has a single exon. The record is from RefSeq and is a predicted model, not a curated record.
AUGGGGAUCAUUGAUAGGGUUGGCAGGCUUUCAGGGUAUCCUGGAGAAAUCAAGCAUUGGAGAUAUGACUGGUAUACUCCCCUGAAGAACGCUGAUGAUGACAACAACCCUGAAAGCUACGGUUUUCAAUACAAAUGUUGGUUGCUAGACUCGUAUGACGAAUAUAAUGAGCAUAUAGUUGAAGAUGAUCAUGACGAUAUUUUCGAUAUAGAUGUCUUUAAUCGUAUGAAGAAGACCACAGAAGUUAGUAAUUCGACGCAGGGUAACAACAAUACAAUCAAUACAGGAAAUUCUGGUUUGACGAUGGAUGACAUUAGAGGCGCUGUGGGAGGUGGAGAGGCUAUUCCAGGAUUGUCGGGUUCAGAUACUAUUGCAAAGAAGGAGAUAGAGGAGAAGUCAAAAUCAGAGCCUUCUGAAGCCCCAGAGGAUACGGAAGUUCCAGAGGAUACGGAAGUUCCAGAGGAUACGGAAAUUCCAGAGGAUACGGAGGCUCCAGAGGACACUUCAGGUGUUGUUACUGAUAGGUCUAAGGAUGGGGAGGAUAAUUCCCUUUCUACUAGAAAAAUAGAUGAUUCAAUUGAAGAGGCUAAGGAUUUCGAUGGCGAUGUUAAGAUGGAUUAG